This is a messenger RNA of Chaetura pelagica (chimney swift), 1995 nucleotides long. RefSeq names its product DIX domain containing 1 (gene DIXDC1). Gene Ontology annotation, molecular function: protein binding. Bases 1 to 1995 code for a protein of 664 amino acids. Gene Ontology annotation, cellular component: cytosol. Gene Ontology annotation, biological process: canonical Wnt signaling pathway. The transcript has 20 exons. The record is from RefSeq and is a predicted model, not a curated record. NCBI's taxonomy places the organism in Eukaryota, Metazoa, Chordata, Aves, Apodiformes, Apodidae.
AUGCUCGCCUGCCUGGCCAGGGGGAACCUGCUGGAUAUUCUCCAGGAGGGCUUCACCGAGCAACAGCUACAGACAUAUGUGGCCUGGGUGAAUUCCCAGCUGAAGAAGAAGCCAACAGCAAAGCCAGUCCAAGACCUGAGACAAGAUCUCCGGGAUGGAGUCGUUCUGGCUCUGCUCAUUGAGAUUGUAGCUGGUGAGAAGCUGCAUGGCAUCCAGGCCAGCCCCACCAGCCAGCAGGAGAUGAGGGAAAACGUGGACAAAGUGCUGCAGUUUGUGGCAUCCAAGAAGAUCCGGAUGCAUCAGACGUCAGCACAAGAUAUUGUCGAUGGGAACUUGAAAUCCACCAUGAGGCUGAUCCUGGCCUUGGCCGCCCACUUCAAACCGGGCUCGGGGCGAGCGGGGAGCCCCGCCGGGGGGCUGGGGAAGGGCCGGGUGGGCAGCCCUGCCCAGCACAGACCCCACAUCCCGGCCGCCCUGGCGCUGGGAUCCGGAAACAGCAGCAUGGAUGAGGAGAUUGAAAACCCUUGCUGGAGUGUCCGGGCCCUGGUGCAGCAGUAUGAGGGGCAGCAGAACGUGCCCCUGGAGCCCCACUCUGCCAGCCUCACAUCACCCAGCCCUGUCCACAGUGCCAAGAGUGAAUCCACUGUCGCCCCAUCCGAGGAGAAGGAAAGACUUGUGAUCAGCCACCCUGAAGAAACAGACACCAAACCAGAAGAGACACAAUCUCAUUUCCAGGCUGAGUGGCAAGCAGGGAGCCCUGGCUCAUAUCUGGAGAAUUCAUGGGAGGAGCAGCUUUUGGAACAACAGGACCAUUUGGAAAAGGAAAUGGAGGAAGCAAAGAAGAUGAUUUCAGGUUUGCAGGCUUUGUUGCUCAAUGGAUCUUUACCCGAGGAUGAGCAGGAAGGGUCCUUUGGACUUUGUGAACGUGGAGCCUGCCCCGAGGAGCAGCUGAUCAUCAUUCGAAGUCGCCUGGACCAGAGUGUGGAAGAAAAUCAAGACCUCAAGAAGGAGCUGCUGAAAUACAAACAUGAAGCUCGAAACCUACAGGGAAUAAAGGAUGCUUUGCAGCAGAGGCUGAUCCAGCAGGAUGCCUCAGUUCUCCAGCUAAAGCAGGAGCUGCUUCGAGCCAACAUGGACAAGGAGGAAUUGCACAACCAGAACGUUGACCUUCAGAGGAAGGUUGAAGAGAGGAACCGGCUGCUGGCAGAGUACAAAAAGGAGCUGGGCCAGAAGGAUCGGCACUUGCAGCAGCACCAGACCAGGCUGGACGAGGUGCUGAGGCAGCUUUCUGAGGCCAGUUACCAGCAGGUGGAUCUGGAGCAGGAGCUGGAGCACAGGCAGGCUCUGCUGGCUCACUGCGUGCAGAGGGAAGCUGGAGAGGUGCUGCCUUACAGCAGCCACAGUGCCCAGAGCAACGGCUUCCUCCAGACAGCAGGGAAAGGAGCUGCUCCCACAGCCCACAGAGGGACCAACGACCUGCAGCUGGUCCGCGAUGCCCUUCGCAGCCUGAGGAACAGCUUCAGCGGCCACGACCCGCAGCACCACACCAUCGACAGCCUGGAGCAGGGCAUCUCCAGCCUCAUGGAGCGGCUGCAUCGCCUGGAGGCACACAGGAGGCAAGAGAGAAGGAUCCAGGGGAAGUCACCAGCCAGCAGAGCAACAAAGGAGUGUAGAGACUCCUGGCCUCCCAAAUCCAAGCUGCCCCACUCCCACAGCACCCCAGUGAUGAGCCCCAGUGCCUGCACCAAAGUGCUGUACUUCACCGACCGCUCCCUCACCCCCUUCAUGGUCAACAUACCCAAGAGGUUAGGGGAGGUGACCCUGAGGGAUUUCAAGGUGGCCAUUGAUCGGGAGGGGACCCACCGGUACCACUUCAAAGCCCUGGAUCCAGAGUUUGGCACAGUCAAGGAGGAGGUGUUCCAUGAUGAUGACAUCAUUCCUGGUUGGGAGGGGAAAAUUGUGGCCUGGGUGGAAGAAGACCACGGGGAGAAUUAA